Molecule: messenger RNA, 1048 nt
Organism: Closterium sp. NIES-65
Lineage: Eukaryota; Viridiplantae; Streptophyta; Zygnematophyceae; Desmidiales; Closteriaceae
Source: the annotation of a GenBank genome assembly
GGUUGUUUCUCAGCGACGUUAAGACGGGAUGGGGCAUGGGGUGGAAGGUGGGAGACAAAUGCAGCACUGCGUUAGGUAUCGAGUGCGACGCUUCAGGCAUGAUCACCUGGAUGGAUCUUUGGAGCAACAAUCUCACGGGCUCCAUUCCCGACAGCAUCUCUGCGCUCACGGCACUCGAACACCUGCAUCUUUGGAGCAACAAUCUCACGGGUCCCAUUCCCGAUAGCAUCUCUGCGCUCACGGCACUCAAACACCUGAGAUUUACCAGCAACAGUCUCACAGGCUCCAUUCCUGACAGUAUCUCUGCGUUGAAGGAACUCACAUUGCUGGAUCUUAGCAGCAACAGUCUCACAGGCUCCAUUCCUGACAGUAUCUCUGCGUUGAAGGAACUCACUGGGCUGGAUCUCAGGAACAACAGUCUCACGGGCUCCAUACCCGCCAGCAUCUCUGCGCUCACGGCACUCGCAUUGUUGAGACUCAGCAAUAACAAUCGCACGGGCUCUGUUCCUGACAAUAUCUCUACGCUGAAGGAACUCACAGGGCUGGAUUUUAGGAACAACAGUCUCACGGGCUCCAUUUCCGACAGCAUCUCUGUGCUCACGGCACUCAAAUUGUUGGAUCUUAGCAGCAACAGUCUCACGGGCUCCAUUUUUGACAGCAUCUCUGCGCUUACGGCACUCAUAAUGCUGGAUGUUGGGAGCAACAGUCUCACGGGCUCCAUUCUCGACAGCAUCUCUGCGCUCACGGCACUCGACUUCCUGAGACUCAGCAAUAACUAUCUCACAGGCUCUGUUCCUGACAGUAUCUCUACACUGAAGGAACUCACAAGGCUGGAUUUUAGGAACAACAGUCUCACGGGCUCCAUACCCGCCAGCAUCUCUGCGCUCACGGCACUCGCAGUGUUGAGACUCAGCAGUAACAAUCUCACCGGCUCUGUUCCUGACACUAUCUCUACGCUGAAGGAACUCAUAAGGCUGGAUGUUGGGAGCAACAGUCUUACAGGCUCCAUUCUCGACAGCAUCUCUGCGCUCACGGCACUCGAUUUCCU